Messenger RNA from Musca vetustissima, 1185 nucleotides. RefSeq lists its product as uncharacterized. NCBI's taxonomy places the organism in Eukaryota, Metazoa, Arthropoda, Insecta, Diptera, Muscidae. Gene Ontology annotation, biological process: cell surface receptor signaling pathway via JAK-STAT; embryonic development via the syncytial blastoderm. The transcript is spliced from 4 exons. The coding region runs from base 1 to 1185 and encodes 394 amino acids. The record is from RefSeq and is a predicted model, not a curated record.
AUGUCUUCAUUAAAAUCAUUGAUUACAAUUGUCAAUUUAUUAGUGUUGAUCAUGGGUCUGACAGCGGCGGCACCCACCAUCGCCAAUACACUAAUAAAUGAUAGCAAUGCCGCUUUGGUAGCAGCAGGAGAAUCAUCAUCAGCAACAGCCGCCAGCACCACCUCACCACCCAAUUCUUUGCGUUUGCGCAAACGUCAUCGUAAACGUCACAGCAAUUGGAAUAUUUACAAUAAUUUCAAUGAAAAUUCCAGCAUUGUGGAAUGGUAUAAUCCGUGUGGUGGUGUCUUUGAUCCAAAUGUCAAAAAUACUCGCCGUCCCAGUAAACAGGAACAGAGAAAGAUUUAUAAAUUUUUGAAAAAUACCGCCGUUCAUGAUUUGAAUCGCUUGAACAACAGUCACCGCCAGGAUAUUAAUAUUAGUAAUAUCACAACCUGGAGACUGUACAAUUAUAGAUAUAAAUUCUUGCCAAAAUUGAAAUUGAAUUCCAGUAUCGCCCUGAAACGUUGGUAUCGCAAUAUGCAAACCUAUGUUGCCUCAUUUGCCUAUUUGCGCCGCAUCCAAUACACCUACGAUCAUUCGAAAUCACAACGUGAAAGUAGCACCUCCCAGGAACUGAAAGAAUUGUUGAAAAGUUCACGCAACAUGUUGUGCGAAUUGGAGGCAGCCGUCAACAAGACCCAUCCCUAUAAGUCGUUGCAAAUGCCCGUUAUAACACGCAGUGAAAUGAACAAACGCCUUAAAUUGCUGACCAAAGAGGGUGUCCUCAAUAAUCCUCACAAUUUACAGGCGGCCAAUUCAAUUGAUUUGAAAUUCGUAAAAUUCCAUUAUUUUGAAUAUUUGAAAAAUAUGGGACAACUUUUGCGAAAAUUCAAUAAACGUCGAGGACAAGUUGCCUUGAAAACCAAUCAUGUGGUAAAUGGUUUGUCUGCCAGUGGAGUUGAACAACCACAACAACAGCAAACACAAUUUAAUGAAAUUGAAAAAAGCUCCAUGGCCACAAAGGGCAAAGCUAAACAGACAAGAGGUGACAGGUUGGCAAAUUUGCGGUUACUGCACACGCCAUCGUCAACACCACCACCAUCAACAUCCACCGCCGCCGCCAAACAUUUUAUAGUCUUCAUAAUUCUUGACAGUUUAGCCAUUGUUGCACACUCAAAAUACAAACAAAAAAGGCAAGAAAUUUGA